Cimex lectularius (bed bug) is the source of this 2095-nucleotide messenger RNA. RefSeq lists its product as uncharacterized. The transcript has 14 exons. NCBI's taxonomy places the organism in Eukaryota, Metazoa, Arthropoda, Insecta, Hemiptera, Cimicidae. The record is from RefSeq and is a predicted model, not a curated record. Bases 268 to 1884 code for a protein of 538 amino acids.
CUUCCCGUCUCUGGAAGGGGCUUAACGGAGAAUUUUCCUCCCUGCUGCACCUUGCACUUCCCCCCGGACCAUAUCGCAGUCAGCUUCAAAACCUUGAAAUUGGGAAACGUUCGAUCAGCUCCGUGAGCGUGCAGUGUUUUGAUGUACUACCGACUAGUAAUCCGAAGGUGAAAUUGAAAGGAUUUUUUCCUGGUGUUUAUUUUUCCGUUGAUUACAGAGCAUUUGCUCUGGCCAUUUGCGACGGGACCCCAUGUUUACAUCAUCAGUAUGAACAUGUCCCGCGUUCAGUUUGUCGUCUCCAUCCCAUCGACCGCCGAAGAACGGCGAAUUAUCGACCAGCGGGAAAUUCGAGCUGCAAGCAUCAACGAAAAGGGAAAUGAUAAUCUGGCUUAUCAGGAAAACGACAAAACAGUUAAAACAACGCCGAUAACAAUGGAACAAAUAUUAACUAAAAUCAUAUCGGAGCUGAACGUGGCUAAUCCGAUCUGGAUCACUGAUAAAAGUUUAAGGUAUAAACAGGUAUCGUUUUUCGUUUGCUCCGGCGAAGACUACAACACGGUACUAAAGGUUUUGUCGGACAAUGAAAUCGGUGCGAAAAAAAACUCGUGCGUUAGCAUACUACCGUGUUCGCUCUUUUAUCAAAAGGACGGGACGAUCCGCUCUCCGAAAGGGAAGAACGUUUUGUCAUCGAAAUCGAAAUAUGAUAUCGCAAACGAUACAGCUUGGGAUAAAUUUGUCCAGUCGGUCCAGCCCAGGAUAAUAGUCUCGCAGGUCCUGGAAUCUGUCCACUACAAGGCGACCCUAACUUUUGAUUAUUUAGUUCUACUACUAAUUGCUGCGCUAACAGCUGCUUUAGGACUGGUCGAGGAUAGUACGGUCAUUUUAGUGGCAAGCAUGCUCAUCUCUCCGAUGAUGGGCCCUGUAAUUGCAGGGAUGUUCGGUACGGUCAUACCGGAUAAAAAACUUCAAAAGAUUGGCGUCUUAAACGGCUUGUUGAGCCUCCUUCUGUGCGUCUUCAUAGGAUUUCUGUUUGGCGUUUGCGUCGACCUUUUGGAAACCCACCAGGACGACAUUUGGCCUACGACAGAGAUGACCACAAGAGGAGAGCUGAGAGCACUUUGGGUCGGUACUAUGAUAGCCGUUUUGUCUGGCGGUGCGAUCGCAUUGGCGAUCCUCAGUGACAACACGGAAUCUGUGAUCGGAGUCGCGAUAUCUGCAGCGCUGCUACCUCCCGCAGUCAACGCCGGUCUGUUUUGGGCAUUGGCAGUCGUCAACCAGUUUUACCACAAAUCCGUGUCGUUCGAAACGCACGAGAUCCUUUGGUCUCCUCAUCCGACGACGGAGUUCAUCACGUUAGGUGCGAUAAGCAUCUGCCUAACCUUGCUCAAUAUAAUAUUCAUAUUUAUCACUGGAAUCAUCAUACUGAAGGUGAAAGAUGUGACGCCGAAAGAGGAAAACAAUGUGCCAUGGAAUCCGAUACAAAUGGUAAGGGAGUACAAACCACUGACGGACGAAGAAGCUCAUACGAUCACGGAAAAAUUUGGAGACAGCUUUGCUAAAGAUGAUCUCCCCGUGGGUAUUCUUAGACGUUUGAGCCAUUACGGUAUUUUCAACGAGUUAACCCGGUCCCACCUGCACACCUGGUCGCCUGGCAUGGGGAACAUGAAACAACGCCCGUCGCUCAAGGAAAUCACUGUACAGCUGUCGGCGCAGUUGCCUCCUGACGGUCAACCACCUUGGAGUCCAGAUACGACUUUACAAAUUCAACACUCUUUAUCGCCCGCCUCGACAGUUCAGGAGGAGUUGCAAGACUUGCAGAAUUUGGAUGAUGGAAAAGCUGUAAGACGUUUCACGGUGUCACCAACUCCGCCUCCGUACCAAUGAAAUUAGUACUUAUCCAGUUAAUUAUGAGUUUUAAUUUAUCAAAAAUGAAUAUCAUUACGUUUUUAAUAUCAUUAAAUAUUAGUUUAAAAAAAUUUGUAACGUUUUCUAUUGAUUAAUAACACUUUCCAUUAAUUAGAUUAUCCAACAUGUAAUACUGUGUAUUCAUAAUAGAUUAUUUGUCUUUUAUGUGCAAUAAAUUGUAACACUUUUA